Oncorhynchus masou masou (cherry salmon) is the source of this 3037-nucleotide messenger RNA. RefSeq names its product proprotein convertase subtilisin/kexin type 5-like. Bases 1 to 2424 code for a protein of 807 amino acids. The transcript has 12 exons. NCBI's taxonomy places the organism in Eukaryota, Metazoa, Chordata, Actinopteri, Salmoniformes, Salmonidae. The record is from RefSeq and is a predicted model, not a curated record.
AUGACAUGUGCCAAGUGUGAAGACAGCCACUGUGCCAACUGUGAUCAGUCCCAGUGCUACUGGUGUGAGGACGGCUUCUAUGUUUCAGACGGAGAGUGUGUGGAGCAGUGUAAGGAGGGUUUCUUUGUCGACGAGGAGAGUCAGGAAUGCGAACCAUGUCAUCGGAUGUGUCGUACGUGCGGCGGGCCCAACUAUGACGACUGUGACUCAUGUGAGGAUGACUUCACUCUGAAGGACGGAGAGUGUAUGGACAACCACUCCGCUUCCUGCCCUGACAAACAUUUCCUCAACAGUCAGGGGGAAUGUGAGCAGUGCCACUCCAGCUGUAAGACAUGCACAGGCUCUGGGAGGGAACAGUGUAACACCUGUGACACAGAGCGCUUUCUGAUGGCCCACCAGGCGUGUGUGGCAAAGUGCCCGUCUGGUACUUUCGGCAAUUCCACGUCUGGCCACUGUGACGACUGUCUGCCAGGCUGUGUUCUGUGCCAGGAUGCCCAUCAGUGCCAGAGGUGCCGGACUGGACACACACACCUCUACCUGCAGGGCGACCAAUGUGUUCCCGAGUGCCAGAGGGGUUACCCUAAGGGGGGCGAGUGCCAGCCCUGUGCCCCAGAGUGUGCCUCCUGCCUAGGGAACGCCACCCACUGCCUGAGCUGUGAGACCCAGUACUUGCUCCUGGAGCACUCUUGCAGAGGGCACUGUCCCGAAGGGCACUACCCCAAUGAGCGAGAGUGUCUACGCUGUCCACCUGACUGCAUAGAGUGUAGCCAGGAUGGCCUGUGUAAGGAGUGUGAGGAGUACUACUUCCUACAUAAGGACCAGUGUGUAGAUGACUGCCCAGAGGGCUUCUUCCCCAGUGAGGAGCAGAAGGAGUGUGUGCGUUGUCACACUGACUGCGCGUCGUGUGACGGGCCUGACUCAGACGACUGUGAUAUGUGCAGGCACCCCGCGGCCGUGCGCUACAACGGGGAGUGCCUGUCCCAGUGUCCCUCAGACACUUACCACAACGUAGCCACCUUCGAGUGCCAGGACUGCGACAGGUCGUGUCACACCUGCUCAGGUCCCGAGCCCUCGUCCUGCCUCAGCUGUGGGCCCAACAUGCGAAAGGACUCCAGUGGCCACUGUGUCUUCUACAGCCAGUGCUCCCUGCGCUCCUACAAAGAUGAGGAGGGCGACUGCCAGACCUGCCACCCCCUCUGCCACCGCUGCUCAGGGCCCACCAAGGAGCACUGUCUCAGCUGCAACCCGCAGACCUUCCUGCUCAACAACACCUGUGUGAAUGAGUGUCCGGUGGGUUUCUAUGGUGAUGGGGACGAGCGUGUGUGCGAGCGAUGUCACUUCAGCUGUGUGUCGUGUGUGGGACGCCACAGUGUCCAGUGUGCAGCGUGUAAACCCAGCCUGUUCAAACAGGGACGUAGCUGUGUCGAGACCUGUGGUGACAGAACUGUCACAAGUUGUUUACGUCUCUCCCUUUCUGUAAGUCACUUCGGUAAUACCAUCACCUGGACUUGUGACCGGUGUGACCCGUCGUGUAGCAAGUGCAGGGAUAGGGGCAGUGGGGACUGCCUGAACUGUCGUGAUGGGUACCUCUACCUGAAGCAGUCGGGCCAAUGCCUCCAGACGUGCCCCGCAAACUACUUCCCUGACACCAGAGCCAAAAUCUGCCGCAAGUGCCACCCCACCUGCAAGACCUGCGAAGAUGAGGGAGCCCUGUUCUGUAAGUCGUGCUUCGAGGGCUUCAGGUUUUUUGGAGGGAUAUGUGACUCUCCCUGUCUCGUAGGACUUUAUGCUGCUUCAGCUAUUUGGGGCUUGGAUCCACAGUGUGAGAAGUGUGAUCCGUCCUGUCUGGACUGUAAGGGUCCUGGACAGUGGAACUGCACUGUGUGCCCAGCCAGCCAGCUCCUAGCUGACGACGGCCGCUGUCUGUCCUGUUGCGGCAACGAGACCAGACACGACGGCAGCCCCCUCCCCCGAGAGUGUUGUGACUGCCGGGCAUCACAAAUGGAGUGCGUCUUUGGGGUGAACUUUGUGUUCCUGGGCAUCGAGGAGUUGCCAGAGGGACAUCUCAAGGUCUUCAUCCUGGCCAUCGUGCUCCUGGUGUCGGCCGUGGGUGCCGCUGUCUUCCUGUUCCUCCACUUGCGCUCCAAAGCGGGUGCUGGUUUACCCCAGACGAAGGCCAAUGGUUACAAGAAGCUGGGCGCCAAUGGAGGCUGGGCUGGGUCAGACUUAGACCCUGCUUCCUCCAUUGGCGACUACAGUGACCGCAUCGUUGAGGAUGAUGAGGAGGAAGAAGAUGACGAUGAUGAAGAUAUUGUGUAUAUGGGUCCGGAUGGUACAGUGUAUCGGAAGUUUAAGUAUGGACUCCUGGAGGAAGACGAGGACAUUGAGAUGGAUUAUGACGACGAGAGCUAUUCCUUCAGAUAAAGAGGAAUGUAAACACAACCAGAAACCCUCAGGCGUGCCCACUACUUUUAUACAAUAUUUAUUACCUUCUGUAGUAGUGAUGUAUCCCAAGAUGUUUACACACAAACACCUCUAAAAUGUUUCCUGACCUCGAUAGUGAAGAUCUAAAUAUUUGGCACAGUAGUAGGGCUUAAUAUGAGGGUCUUUGAGGGAAUUUCUUAAAUAGUGCAUUGUAUUUUAGACUUGCAGGUUGGUUUGACAUUUUAGAGUUUUUAUUUGGACUUCUAAGGGUUAGUUUGUCAUUUUAGUUCACUAUUGAAGUCCAAGCACUUUGUAAUCAAUAUUGCGAGACGAAUGAGACAGAGGCUGAUUGCAUCACUGAGAGAUUCAUCCAGUUUCACUCAUGCACUGCUAAAGGGACAGUAAGAUAGAGGUGAAAAUAUUUUUAUGUAACUUAUUUUGAUUAUAGAAUUGGAGCUCAUUAAAAUACUUAAUCUCCCUGAGUUUUUGGAUCCCAUGCAUGUGAAACAGUAGUGUUGAUUUAUAAUAAUCAGAAAGAUCAUUUUCUCUUUGUUGAGGUGAAUCAAUGUUUACUUGAAUAAAGUUGGAGUUACUGUGAGAAUGUUUUCUGGAA